UAAUAUGAAAUUAAAAGUCCAAGGACUAUUUUGAAAUUUUAUCUAAUUAAACAAGUGAACUCAUCUCAGACUCAGAGUCCAUCCAUCCACGAGCUUCCCACUAAAAAAGAAGUGGAGAGGCGAUACAAUCGAUUUGGAAUGCUUUGUGUCUUCUACAUUGAAUCCUCCUACUAGAUAUGGAUCUCGGUGUUCUUCUACCCUCUCUCAUUCCCUCUUUGCAAUCUGUAUACGUGCUGGUGUCUUACUUCGUUUACUUGGCCGUUGCUGGAGAACUUCUCCCCGGAAAAGUUAUCCGCGGCGUCGUUUUAUCAGACGGCUCUCAGCUUCGUUACCGAUGCAAUGGUCUAUUCGCACUCACAUUGCUGGUGGCUAUCUUGGGAAUCUCUGCGAAACUCGGCAUCGUAUCACCUCUUGUGGUUGCUGAUAGAGGACUUGAGCUACUCUCUGCUACUUUUAUCUUCUGUGUUUUGGUGACGUUGGUGUUGUAUAUCACUGGGCGAAGUUCCUCGGAUAAGAGUUCUUCUCUAAAGCCUCAUGUCUCAGGAAACCUUGUACAUGACUGGUGGUUUGGAAUACAGCUGAAUCCUCAGUUUUUGAGCAUCGAUCUCAAGUUCUUCUUUGUCAGAGCCGGAAUGAUGGGGUGGCUGCUUAUCAAUCUCUCUAUUCUGGCAAAAAGUGUUCAGGAUGGUUCCUUGAGUCAGUCGAUGAUUCUUUACCAGAUUUUCUGUGCGUUAUAUAUAUUGGACUACUUUGUUCAUGAAGAAUACAUGACCUCUACGUGGGACAUAAUCGCAGAGAGAUUGGGUUUCAUGCUGGUGUUUGGAGAUCUCCUGUGGAUUCCUUUCACAUUUAGCAUUCAGGGCUGGUGGCUUUUGCACAACAAAGUAGAACUAACAGUUCCUGCAAUUGUAGCCAACUGCUUUGUGUUCUUGAUAGGGUACAUGGUUUUUAGAGGGGCAAACAAACAAAAACAUAUCUUUAAGAAGAACCCUAAAACACCUAUAUGGGGUAAGCCUCCAGUGGUGGUUGGUGGAAAGUUGCUUGCUUCAGGCUAUUGGGGAAUCGCAAGGCACUGUAAUUACCUUGGCGACCUGAUGCUAGCACUGUCCUUCAGUUUUCCCUGUGGAAUAAGUUCUCCGGUUCCAUAUUUCUACCCGAUAUACCUUCUGAUAUUGUUGAUAUGGAGAGAACGAAGAGACGAGGUUCGAUGUGCAGAGAAGUACAAGGAGAUUUGGGCUGAAUAUCUCAGACUUGUCCCCUAUAGAAUCCUUCCUUACGUCUAUUAAUAACUUUGCAAUGUCAUGGAUCCUUUGAGAUUGUCAUCAUCUUCUGACUUUCUUUCAUCUUUUUGUUUCUAAUGUGUGACAUUAGAAGAGUCCAUUACGGCUUUUAUUUUACACAUUACAAAUCCUUUUUUUCCCUCGCUUUAUUAAACUAGUUUUCAUGUCUUCUAUAAAUCAAAUACUUCAUGGAUGCACCACUAUAAUCGAUUUGGAAAGAGACUAUAAAUAUCCGCA
Messenger RNA from Brassica rapa (field mustard), 1517 nucleotides. RefSeq names its product delta(14)-sterol reductase. Lineage: Eukaryota; Viridiplantae; Streptophyta; Magnoliopsida; Brassicales; Brassicaceae. Gene Ontology annotation, biological process: sterol biosynthetic process. The record is from RefSeq and is a predicted model, not a curated record. Gene Ontology annotation, molecular function: Delta14-sterol reductase activity. Gene Ontology annotation, cellular component: endoplasmic reticulum membrane.